UUGCCUACACCCCACCUCUUGGUUAGGCAUUAGUACCCUUGCGCACCUUUCUUCCAUUAUUCUCCGUGGUGCUGCUGAUGCUGGUUGCAGGUGCCAUUGAUCCGAGCGAUAUCUUGUCUCUUCCUGGGUCCGGAAUUCAAUUCUGCGUUUUCGUCAAUAACUGGAAAUGGAGUCACGGUGAAUAUCAAGAUUAAUUGAUAUUGAGAAGAAAGGGUUCUAGGCUUGUCCAGGUUGAGGUGUGUGAUUGUCAUCACUAGGAUGACAACUGGUUCUGCAGACGAGAAAGUUCUUAGCUACAAUGAUGUAGUUCUCAGGCGAUCGGAUCUUGACAUUCUUAGUGGUCCAUUUUUUCUGAAUGAUCGCAUCAUCGAAUUCUAUUUCAGUUAUCUCACAUCCUGUCAUCCUUCAGAAGACAUCCUCCUUGUGCCUCCUUCAAUCACAUUCUGGAUAAAAGAGUGCCCUGAUACCGAAAGCCUAAAAGAGUUUGUCGAACCCCUUCAUCUAUCUCAAAGGAAAUUAAUAAUCUUCCCCAUCAAUGACAAUGCUGAUGUGACUAUGGCUGAAGGUGGGAGUCACUGGAGUUUACUUGCGUACGAAAAAAAUGCUAAUUUGUUUGUUCAUCACGACAGCAGUCAAGGAGGAGGCGUCAAUGGCUCACACGCCAAAAGGGUGUAUAGAUCUGUCACUUGUUUUGUAGCAUCUGAUGCUACCUAUGUUGAAUGCUUUGAUUCGCCAAAGCAAGUAAACGGCUAUGAUUGUGGGCUAUAUGUUACUGCCAUUGCAAGAGCAAUUUGUGAGUGGUUCGCGUGCGGAAGACCAAAGGAUGAACAGAAGUUGUGGUUCACUUCCAUUAAGGAGCAGGUAACUCCAUCCCUUGUGUCUAAGAUGCGCAGCGACAUCUUGGAAUUAAUACGUAGUUUAAUGGCCACGCCAUGAAUUAAUUGUGCUUAUGCGCAGAGAGUUCUUUCAUGGCAUGGCAGCUAAACUUGUAUGUAUAUUUGACAUCUCAUUUAUCAGAACUGAAUUAUGCAUUUCAUAA
Molecule: messenger RNA, 1039 nt
Organism: Andrographis paniculata
Lineage: Eukaryota; Viridiplantae; Streptophyta; Magnoliopsida; Lamiales; Acanthaceae
Product: NEDD8-specific protease 1
Exons: 3
Coding region: 259-936 (225 amino acids)
Biological process (GO): proteolysis
Molecular function (GO): cysteine-type peptidase activity; deNEDDylase activity
Source: RefSeq, a predicted model, not a curated record